Entamoeba histolytica HM-1:IMSS is the source of this 1455-nucleotide messenger RNA. RefSeq lists its product as uncharacterized. The record is from RefSeq and is a predicted model, not a curated record. The transcript has a single exon. Gene Ontology annotation, molecular function: double-stranded DNA binding; ATPase activator activity. The coding region runs from base 1 to 1455 and encodes 484 amino acids. Gene Ontology annotation, biological process: nucleotide-excision repair. NCBI's taxonomy places the organism in Eukaryota, Evosea, Mastigamoebida, Endamoebidae. Gene Ontology annotation, cellular component: transcription factor TFIIH core complex; transcription factor TFIIH holo complex.
AUGGAAAAUAAUAUAAUAGAAAAAGACAUUAUUAAAUAUUUUCAAGUUUUACCAGAAAUAGCCAUGAAAUCAGCAUAUAAAUCGAAGUGGACAUGUUCAGAAAUAUUUCGAUUAUUACCUGGAAUGUGUCAAAGUUUGUUAUUAAGAAUUAUUUUUCUAACGGAAAGAAUCAGCAUAAAUGAAAUGUACAAUCAAUUUAAAAUACCAAAUGAAACAAUGGAUGAAGUGAUUAAUACAAUCCAUAGCAUUCAUAUUAUUGAUAAAGAAGAAGAAGAUGGAAUUUUGUAUAUAAAACUCAACAAUGACUUUCAAAGUAAUUUUAAAAUGAAUCUUACGGGGUCAAUGGAGCCAGCAUAUAAAAUUAAAGAAGUUAACGAAAAAGUAUCAAAAAUAAUUCAAGAGAAAUGUUUAAAAGAAAAUUGUAUUAAAACAUUUGAAUAUUUUAUGAAUAAAUUACUUCAAUUUAAUAGUCAACCAAAUAUUUCAAAUAAUCCAUUAAGAAUAUUUAAAGACUUAGAAUUAGUUAAAGAAGAAACAAGACAAAUAACUCGAAAAGGAUAUCAAUUCUUAUUUCAAGAAACAAAAACACAACUUUGGGUUAUUAUGCUUAGUAUUAUUGGACUUAUUCAAAGAAGAAUAUCACCAUUUAUUAAUGAUGUUUUUGAAAUGACAUAUUUAAAAGAACAUAUUAUUUAUAACUGCGAUCAUUUUAAAAAAGUAUAUGGACCAGACCCACUUCAAUUAUUUAAUGACCUUGGUAUUAUUGUAUAUUAUAAAGAGCAAAAUGUUAUGGCAAUUACUCCAUUAAUGUCUCUUCUUCGAUCAAAUGCUAAUAUUCCAAGUGACCUUGUAAAAAAGCCUAAAACAAUAACUGAAAUUAAUUAUUCUGUUUAUAUUUAUACAGAGAGUCAGUUUCAAGUUGAUUUAUAUAGACUAUUUAUUAGAAAGAAUUUCCAAUUAGCUAAUUUAUGGGUUGGAAAACUUAAUCAUCAAUCAGUAACAGAGGCAUUUGCAAAAGGAAUUACUAGUGAAAUGUUAAUUAAUUUCUUGCAACCAAAUUUACCAAGAACAAUUCAAAAACAAAUUGAUUUAUGGAAAAAAGAAAUAAAUCGUUUUAAAGAAGAACAUGUAGUUCGUUAUAGAUUUUAUGAUGAUGCAAUUGGAAGACAAUUAUUUGUUAUAGUUAAAAAUGAAAGUGACAGAUUAAAAGCAACAAUAUUAGAAAAAGAAGAUAUUAGACUAAUAUUUGUAAAAUAUCAAUAUGGAGAAACUAUUCGAUCAUUCAUGAAAAAGAAAGAAAGAGAACUUUUAUUAAAACAACCACGUCCUUCUUCUACUUCUCUUCCUCUUUCAUUAUCAACUGAUAAUUCAAAAAACAAUAUUCAUUCAGGUAUUAAAAGAAAUGUUCCUGAAGGUAUAAAACCCAAACCAUCAAAGAAAUACAUUGUUGAUUGA